Molecule: messenger RNA, 3303 nt
Organism: Eurytemora carolleeae
Lineage: Eukaryota; Metazoa; Arthropoda; Copepoda; Calanoida; Temoridae
Product: zinc finger protein 271
Exons: 4
Coding region: 1032-2066 (344 amino acids)
Biological process (GO): regulation of transcription by RNA polymerase II
Cellular component (GO): nucleus
Molecular function (GO): DNA-binding transcription factor activity, RNA polymerase II-specific; RNA polymerase II transcription regulatory region sequence-specific DNA binding
Source: RefSeq, a predicted model, not a curated record
UUUAUGUACUUGUUAUAUUGAUUGUACUUCUUAAAAACAUUUUAGAAUCACAUUUAUAUGAACGAAGAAGAUCCUCUUCUAUUUAAAUGAAAGAGACUCAAAAUAAGUACACUUGGAGAACAACAAUAUCCUUUUAAAAAUGUGAUUAUGUGUCAACACUUGCUUGAAAUCUAAAGAAACAUAUUGUGAGUAAACAGUAAAAUAUAGCUGUUUAAAUGCAUAUAUUCAGAUGCUACUACUACUGCAACAGACCUUAAAAACAUAUUGAAAGUAUACAUAAAGAUUUAAAAUAUCCCUUAAGGCUUGUGAUUACUCUGCCACACUUGCAAGUAAUCUAAAGAAACAUAUUGAAAGUAAACAUGAAUUGUGAGAUAUCCUUGUGACCAGUGUGACUACGCUGCUUCAACAAAAGUUAGUCUUAAAAUACAUAUUAAAUACAGACAUGAAGGAUUGACAUUUUCUCUGUGACCAGUGUGAACAUUCUGCCAGUAGUGUAAGUAAUCUAAAGACGCAUAUGAAAAGUAAACAGAAAGGGUGGACAUAUCCCUGUAACAAGUGUGACUACACUGCAAAUACAGCAAGCAGUCGAAAGACAUGUGUUGAAACUUUGAAAGUAAACAUGAAGCAGUAAAAUAUCCGUGUAAUCAGUGUGAAUAUGCUGCCACUACAGCAGGUUGUCUAAAGAGGCACAUUGUAGAUAUACAUGAAGAAGGCAGCUAUCCUUGUCUCCAGUGUGAAUACUUUGCCACUAGAAUUAAAAAUCUUAAGAAGCAUGUUUCAAUUAAGCAUGAAGGAGUGAGAUACCCCUGUAACCAGUGCGAGUUCACUGCCACACGAGCAAAUCAUUUGAAAAGACAUAGAAUAAUUUAACAUAAUGAUUGAGUGGGCUUUGUAAAUAUUGCAAUUUUUAUACUUAGAUCUAAAAUGAGUUUUGAAGAUGAUCAGUGCAAAUGCUAAGGAUUUAAAAAAAGUUUUUAUUUUAUGGUUUAAUAUUAAGUUUCUAGAACAAUAUUUAACAUGUUUCAGAGGGAAUGACAGAGGAGAAAAUGGAAGAAGAAAAAGUAUUUAUCAAGGAAGAAAUAUCUACUGAAGAAGAUUCAUCUACUGUAUAUAUGAAGGAAGAUGAUGUUAAAGUGGAAAUUACAGAAAUACAAGAAAGAAUGGCAGAGAAAAUGAAAGAAGAAAAAGUAUUUAUCAAGGAAGAAAUAUCUACUGAAGAUACAUCUACUGUAUAUUUGAAAGCAGAUGAUGUUAAAGUGGAAAUUACAGAAAUACAAGAAAGAAUGGCAGAGAAUAUGGAAGAAGAGAAAGUAUUUAUCAAGGAAGAAAUAUCUACUGAAGAUACAUCUACUGUAUAUUUGAAGGAAGAUGAUGUUAAAGUGGAAAUUACAGAAAUACAAGAUGGAAUUCUGAACAUCGAAGAAGAUCCGCUUUUUACUCGACCUAAUUGGUUCAGGAAGGGGAAACUUGAAGGAGUUGGGUACCCUUGUGGUAAAUGUGAUUAUGUAGCAACAGAAGCUUCAAAUCUCAAGAGACAUAUUAGAUAUAAACAUGAUGGUGUGAGAUAUCCCUGUGACCAGUGUGAAUACGAGGGUACUACAACAGGAGGUUUAAAGACACAUAUUGAAAGUAAACACGAAGGAGUUAGAUAUCCCUGUAAUAAAUGUGAUUAUGUGGCAACACAUGCUGGAAGUCUGAAGAGACAUGUUGAAAAUAUACAUGAAGGGGUCAGAUACCCUUGUAGGCAAUGCGAUUAUUCUGCCACUACUUUAAAUAACCUGAGGAAGCAUGUUGAAAAAAUACAUGAAGGAGUAAGAUAUCCAUGUUCCCAAUGUGAACAUGAAGCUUCUACAACAAGUGAUUUAAAGAAACACGUUGAAAAUAAACAUGAAGGGGUUAGAUAUCCAUGUGAUCUCUGUGAAUAUGCUGCCACUACAGCGAAUAGUUUAAGGCUACAUGGCAAAAGAAAACAUGAAGAAGUAAAAUAUCCUUGUGACAAGUGUGUUUACGCUGCCUCUUCUACAUGGCAUCUGAAACGACAUAAACAGAGUAAACAUUACCUGUGACUUAGAGAUGGACAUCGUUUUUGUGAACAACUGAAAUUUUUGAGAAGAGUGAAAUUUUUUUUUGAAUGAUUAUAUUAUUUAGAAAAAACGACGCGGACGAAUGUUUUCAAAUCGUUCAAAUGAUCAUGAAAAAAAAAUAAAUAAAUAAAAUGUUUUGAGAAAGAAAACAAUCAAUUUUUACUAAACAAACGAUUUUUAGGACAAACUUUCGAAAAACCUAUCAUAACUUUUUAAUAAGAGAACGAACUAUUUUACUGAAUGACUUGUUUUACUGAACGAUCGUUUAUUGAGAACAUAAAUGAAAUAGAUGAAAAUUGAACUAUAAUUUUGAGAACGAACGAAAUCAAUUUUUUUGAAGGAUUUAAAAAAAUAGCGAACGAAAUGGCUCGUUCACAUAUGAUGAACGAACGAAAUGAAAAAAUUCUGAACGCGCCCAUUUGUACCUGUGACAAGUGUGAAUACUUUAGACUUUUUUACUCUUACGAGAAGUCUAAAACUUUUAUAAAACUGUAAGCAUAACAAGCAUUUAUAAGGAAUUUCUCUUCGUUGAUUUGUUAAUUGAUAAUACUUCUUAAUCAUUGAAUAAUCAUAAUUUUUCGUUGUAAAUUCUUCUUCCACACUAAUGAUAAUUAUAAUUAUCAAUUAACAAUGUUCAGAGGAUUAUUUUUCAGCUAUUCAUCAAUGUUUACUUUACGUUUUAGUUAUUCACAGAUAUUUUCAUUUUGUAAAUUUCCGUUUACAACAUGUCCCUCAUCUCGAAACAACUGAUUUAAAACUCAGAAUUUCUAAAAUCUAUAUUUUUGCAAUCUCACUGUUCACACCUUUCUUAUCUCUAGCUACGACUUUUGGUCUAGCAGAGUUCAUAAUUUGAAAAAUUAAAUGUUUACUAAACAUCGAGAUAUAUUGAUGUAAGGAUUAGAAAAUUAGAGUUUGAGACAAGAUGUUAGUUUAUUGAAUGCAUUUAAAGCACUUGAAAGAAAAGUGAUCAAAGUAGUUUUUAUUUGUCACAACUUUCUGUAUUUCUUCUUCUAUCGAAAUUCAGUAGUGCAUAAUUGAACUAAUGAUCACUUGCGAAAAAAAAAGUUUAAAUUUCUCACACAGAGGAAACCUGAUAUCGUCAUAAAUUAAACAGAUUGUGAAGUGUAAACAACUUGUAUAGUGAGCUUAUAUCAGUGUGUACUUGUUUUCAAUCAUAGUUUUAUCUUUAGUUCUGUUUAGUUAAAACAUGCUUCUUUCA